AUGAAUGAAUCCGAAGUCUUUAAUGAUUUUUUACAAAUUACGUUAAAUAAUUUUCCCACAAGAGUGCCAACUACAGGUAGUGAUAAUGAAAUUGAAUAUUUAGAGCGUGAUGUAUUAUAUAUGAAGCCCACCGAUUCCCCAGCGUUUAUUAAUAGCAUCACUAAUGUUACUGAGUAUGAUGAGACCAAUCGAGUCCAUCAAGAUAAGUUAUUAGCAUUAUUAUCGAUAUUAGACAAUACUUUAGGUGAAAAAUAUAGUAAGAUAUCCAAAAUCAUAUAUGAAAAUCAUAAGCCAUGGAAGGAUAACAAGCUUGACGAGAUGAAGACGCCUGGGUUGAUCCAUGUGAGUUAUAAGCUUGGAGGUGAGCCGUUAUUAUUCAUGUCGUUCAUGUUAACUAAUGAAGAUGAGUAUGAUGAAGAUAAGCCAUGUUGUGUAAUAUACUUAUAUGAAAUUCAGUUAUUAUCACGAGUAAGAAAUCAAGGGAUUGGUAAUAAAUUGUUGAAGUGUUACUUAAUGAAUUGUAGUAAAGAGAUAUCUUCCAAUAAUGCAACCUUUAUUGGAAUAGAAUUAACAGUUUUUAGUGAUAAUCUUGGAGCCAUUAAAUUUUAUGAAUCGCUUGGAAUGAGAUUAACGCCAUGGUCACCGCAAGACACUGUUAAGAUAAUACAUAAGCGAAUUACUAGAGGUAGUAAGAACAGCGUAGGGAUAGAGAAUAAUAAAUCGUUAAAUUCGAUGAAGAGAGUAAUUAGGCCAAUAUAUUAUUUAUACUAUUUACCGAUAAACGAUAAACGAUAA
This is a messenger RNA of Maudiozyma barnettii, 795 nucleotides long. RefSeq names its product N-terminal L-serine N(alpha)-acetyltransferase NatD (gene NAT4). The coding region runs from base 1 to 795 and encodes 264 amino acids. The transcript has a single exon. The record is from RefSeq and is a predicted model, not a curated record. NCBI's taxonomy places the organism in Eukaryota, Fungi, Ascomycota, Saccharomycetes, Saccharomycetales, Saccharomycetaceae. Gene Ontology annotation, molecular function: protein N-terminal-serine acetyltransferase activity; histone H2A acetyltransferase activity; histone H4 acetyltransferase activity. Gene Ontology annotation, cellular component: nucleus.